UGAAAAUUAACCCUUCAAAAAAUUAUCCACAGAGUAAGAGCGCCGAAACUGGGCUCCAAUUCCGGCCCUCCCUCUCCCGCCGAUCGGUAAAUUUUCGAGUCGUCUCUCUCGAGGUAGGGCUUAACCAUCCAUCGCUCCGCCGUCAUCCGGCUUUUUCCCGGCUGGUUCGCCGGAUUUCAAAGCGGCCGCAGGUUCUGUGCUUUUCGUGUACUGUAAGACAUGGGAAGGAGGAUAUUGAACGAUGCUUUAAGAUCUAUUGUUAAUGCUGAGAGGAGGGGGAAAUCUAUGGUGGAACUCAAACCCAUUUCUACUGUCAUGUCUUCUUUCCUUAAAGUCAUGAAAGAUCAUGGAUAUAUCAAGGACUAUCAAGUUUAUGAUCCACACAGAGUGGGAAGGAUAACAGUUGAGCUGCAAGGUAGGAUCAAGGAUUGCAAAGCUAUCACCCAUAGGCAGGACAUCAAGGCAAAGGAUAUUGAAGCUUACCGAUUACGAACACUUCCAACACAUCAGUGGGGUUAUGUUGUGAUUACUACUCCAGAAGGCAUCUUGGACCAUGAGGAGGCAAUGAGAAGGAAUGUGGGAGGUCAGGUUCUUGGAUAUUUUCAUUAGAGAGCCUCCUUGUUUUACCUGUUCCCUUAUUGAGAUUAUGAUUUUUUUUCAGAUGUUUCCCAUCUUGCAUUGGGUUCUUAUGGCUUAGUUUUCUUAUUUGUGUCCUCCUGGUUUUGUUGCAUCAAAUGAUGUAUGCUUUAGUCAGAUAAGGCACUGUUGUCCCUUUCUUUAUUUUUAUUGCUCCCACCGGUAAUGUAUCCAUAAUAAGACGUUUUUUUUAUCGAGGGUCGCGAGUCACAAUGACUUAGAUACAUUGAUUUUUAGUUUAUGAUGAUUUCAUGAACUACUAAACAAUAGUAGUGUCUUCGUUA
Molecule: messenger RNA, 920 nt
Organism: Momordica charantia (bitter melon)
Lineage: Eukaryota; Viridiplantae; Streptophyta; Magnoliopsida; Cucurbitales; Cucurbitaceae
Product: small ribosomal subunit protein uS8my
Biological process (GO): translation
Cellular component (GO): ribosome
Molecular function (GO): structural constituent of ribosome
Source: RefSeq, a predicted model, not a curated record